Ruditapes philippinarum (Manila clam) is the source of this 1308-nucleotide messenger RNA. Its product is annotated as neuronal acetylcholine receptor subunit alpha-6-like. The record is from RefSeq and is a predicted model, not a curated record. Gene Ontology annotation, molecular function: extracellular ligand-gated monoatomic ion channel activity; transmembrane signaling receptor activity; neurotransmitter receptor activity. The transcript has a single exon. Gene Ontology annotation, biological process: chemical synaptic transmission; regulation of membrane potential; nervous system process. Gene Ontology annotation, cellular component: membrane; synapse; neuron projection. The coding region runs from base 1 to 1308 and encodes 435 amino acids. Lineage: Eukaryota; Metazoa; Mollusca; Bivalvia; Venerida; Veneridae.
AUGGAAAAGAACGGUAAAAUGAUUUGUAUGGUUUUGUGUAUGAUAGUUUUGUCAAAUUACUCAGUGAAGUGUGGAACGAUUAAUGACACAAAGACGCUGACAUCCGACCUUCUUUCGGAUUAUAACAUCAAUGUACGUCCUAUUGCUAACCAAAGCCUGGCAGUGAACGUGUCGAUUGAAGCCUACAUUAAAAGUAUCCAGGAAUUUGAUGAAGUUCAGGGUAAAUUUUCGUUUAUUGGAGCGUUGUUGUUCAUGUGGCACGACGUAAAUAUGAUGUGGGACCCGGCCCAAUACGGCGGUGUUUAUGAGAUCUCGGUACUCUAUCCGAAUGUAUGGGUACCAGAAUUAGUUUUAUCAAGUCCAUCUGAUGACGUUAACAGCCUCGGUCAAAAAUGGAAUAGAAUACGCUUUUAUUAUAAUGGAAUAGCUGUUUGGCUUCCCAUUGAUUUAAUUGAGAGCACGUGUUCUGUUAACGUAAGGAAUUAUCCUUUUGAUACACAAACAUGUACAACAUCCUUUAACACUCUAGGCUAUCUUGAAUAUGAAGUGCGACUUAUUGCUGCUUUAAAUGAAUUUAAGUUUGAUGUUUACCAAGAAAACUCCAUUUGGUCAAUCAAAAAGUCAAAAGUGUCCAUUUCCGUUGUUGGAGAAGGGAGUCAACUCGACUUGAUACUCCAUCUUAAUAGAAAACCUUCCUUUGUUAUCAUAAAUAUGGUUUUACCAAUACUUUUUCUGAGUUUGUUGAACGUUUUAGUUUUUCUCCUAAUUCCAGAAUCUGGAGAGCGUGUUUCAUAUUGCAUAACAGUUUUACUUGCAAUAGCAGUGUUUAUGACCAUCGUUAGUGAUAUGUUACCGAGAAGUUCUGAACCCGUGCCGGUCAUCUCCAUUAAACUAAUGAUUGAUAUGAUCAUCAGUUCAUUCAUUGUUUUUACUGCGAUACUUAAUCUAAACUUGUAUCACAGAGACGAAAGCAUCCCGAUUCCACAAUGGUUGAAAUCCUUGUACAUUAUGUUGUCAUGUGUUAGCUGCAGCAAGAAGAAAAUUGAUCCACAUUUCCAGGAAAUGAAGCAAAUCAGUUCAAAAACCAGUACAAAGGUGAAGACAAUUAACGUUGUUGAAUAUAAGAAUGAACCGAUAGAGAGCAAGAUAGGUCGACUUGUAGAAGAACAUGAUGAAGACAACAAAAUAACAUGGAAAAAAUUGAGUAUAAUGAUGGACAAGGUGGCUUUGAUAAGCUAUACUGCAGUUUCUGUGGCGAGUUUUGUAAUUUUCUUGGCUAUAACUGCCGUAAGCUCUAGUGAAAAUUAG